GCAAUAGGAUAAAAUGGCUUCAAGUGCAAAUGAGGAUGUUAAAGGUUCCACUGGCGAUGAAGGACAUAAUUCAGAAACUAAAGAUGAAGAGAAGAAAGAUGACUCUAUAUUUGAGUGCAAUAUUUGUUUAGAUACUGCCAGGGAUGCAGUUGUCAGUUUGUGUGGCCACUUAUUCUGUUGGCCUUGUUUACAUCAGUGGCUAGAAACCAGACCAAAUAGACAAGUAUGUCCAGUGUGCAAAGCAGCAAUCAGCAAGGAAAAGGUAGUUCCAUUAUAUGGAAGAGGCAGUACUAAACAAGAAGAUCCCAGGGAAAAAGUUCCACCUAGACCAGCAGGUCAAAGAACUGAACCAGAACCUGGAACUAGCUUCCCUGGAUUUGGGUUUGGAGAUAACAGUUUUCAUAUGUCCUUUGGCAUAGGAGCAUUUCCAUUUGGGUUUUUCACAUCAACCUUCAAUUUUGGUGACCCAAGACCAGCAGCUGCUGCUCAUGGAACACAUCAACAUAUGGAAGAACAAUUCCUUUCAAAAAUAUUCCUUUGGUUGGCUAUUUUAUUCUUGACAUGGCUACUAAUGGCUUAAAAUAUCAAGAUUUGCCUCAUAAUACUGUUUAUUUUAUGAGCAAAAAAAUAUGUAUACCUAGACAGAGGUGGAGGGCAAUAUCACCUGAACAUCCACAUAGUGCAAAGUAAAAAAAAUAUCUGAGAUCACAGAAUUGUGAUUUCAAGACUAUAUGAAUUUCAAUGGAGAAAUGGUCUAGCCAAAGGUUGGAUGUUUAUAAUUAAAUGUUUUGAUUUACCAUUAUUUAAAGUUUGUGUAAGAUCUAUUUUCUUAUGUCCCAUUCAUGAGUUCUUAGAAGAAGAAAAUUCAAAAGAAAACAUUAUAGGCUAUGUAAAUAUUCAAUUUAUUCUUCAUAUCUGUAUAUAGAUGUAAUAAUGGAAGAAUAAAAUUAUAUCCUAAUCAUCUUAUUUGGAUUUUGCUUGACACCUUC
Messenger RNA from Phaedon cochleariae (mustard beetle), 989 nucleotides. NCBI's taxonomy places the organism in Eukaryota, Metazoa, Arthropoda, Insecta, Coleoptera, Chrysomelidae. The record is from the annotation of a GenBank genome assembly.